AUGUUUCGAUCGGUACAACUUAAACGCUUGGAGGAAAUCAAGAUGUUUGGAUUAAACAGCGACCGAUUCCGAUUCGUCACUCUGCUGGUCGCGCUGGUGGCCGUACUGGCGCUGACGCGCACGUGUGCAGGCGCACGCAGGCAACAGUGCCAGUGCACCGAUGGCCGCCUGGUCGACUCCAUUGAUGAGUGCCUGCAGACCGCGGAUGACGGCAACGGAGAAACGGUACAGACCAGUACCACGGACACCCAGGACAACGGCGACAGCGGGACGAUGACUGAGUCCGAAACCGCUGCCGACUUCUGGCCCUCCCGCUGGGGCGCCGAUGACCAGGCCGGGUCCUCCAACUGGAUAACUGCGGAAAAGGUUUUGGAGGCCGCAAAUCUUAUCGAGACCGGAGACAUCUACGAGUUGGGCCGCCAAUACAGGCAUGGUAUGCCUCUGUUCGGGACCAGGACUUACUCGCUUACCAUCCCCGGCGCUCCCACCGGCGGGCCCUUCCCCGGUGGCCUCAUCUACCACGAUGAGUUCAUCGUCGGCGAACUUGGCCAGGUCGGCACCCAGUUCGACGGCCUCGGCCACGUCGGUUACAUCCACAACGGAGUGGAGCGGUUCUACAACGGGCUCACCGAAGACGAGAUAAUGGGAGGCUACGGCCUGCAGCAACUGGGUGUUGAGCAGAUAAAGCCCAUCUUUGCCAGGGGAAUCCUGAUCGACAUCGCCGGCUACAAGGGUGAGAUGCUGGACGCCGGCACUGUGGUCACCAUGGAGGACGUCAAUGGCGCCCUGGAAGCCCAGGGGAUGUCUGAGGAUGACAUCACCGAUGGCGACGUAGUGCUGUUCCACUACGGAUGGGGAGACCUCUGGGGUGUGGACGACGACAGGUACAACGCCGGCGCCCCGGGCAUAGGCCUGGAGGUCGGCAAGUGGCUUUCCGGCCAGAACAUCACCCUGGUCGGCGCUGAUACCUGGCCCGUGGAAGUUGUCCCCGGCGUUGACGACGCUGACGCCUUCCCCGUGCACAAGCAUCUGCUCGCCGAGAACGGCAUACUGAUCCACGAAAACUUGGACCUCGGCACUCUGGCCGACGACGAGGUGUACGAGUUUGCCUACAUCUUCGUUCGCGUGCCGUUCAAGGGUGGCACCGGCUCUCCCGGCAGCCCCAUCGCGGUCAAGUAG
This is a messenger RNA of Geodia barretti, 1179 nucleotides long. The record is from the annotation of a GenBank genome assembly. Lineage: Eukaryota; Metazoa; Porifera; Demospongiae; Tetractinellida; Geodiidae.